UCCAACACUCCGCCCCUCGGCGCUCUCAAAUCUUUGCAUAAAUAUUGUAAGCUUUAAGCUGAGGACUCACAGCACAAAGUCACGAAGAGUAUUGUACUGAGAAAUACGUCUUUUUUAUUCCUUUAAUAAGUUCAUCCAGAAUUCGCUGGCAACCUCUGCGAUUUUGCUAACUUAUAUGUGGCAGUGUUAUGUUAAGGGCACCAGAUGCUCUGUGCUCUUCGCUACUUUUCUGUUGAAGUGAGGCGCAUCUUUUGCUGCUUCAGGCUUUUGUGUGUAUUCAGAUCCCUGGACUAAGAACAGAGCAUUUGCUUUUCAUUGUGUUUUAUUUAUUACUAUUAUCGUUAACCGAAAUAUCACAACGUUGUACCUGGCUACAACAACACGCCGAAACAUUUACGGAUUUGUAUGCAAUCAUCUAUCUGGGGUUGUUCAGGACCAGUUGUCAACUCAUCACAAAGACAGCGGGAUUUUAAAAACUGUACACGACUGCUUCAGCCGAAACGAUGAGCAAACCUGCAGGAUCAACAAGUCGUAUUUUGGACAUUCCGUGUAAAGUGUGUGGUGACAGGAGCUCAGGAAAGCACUACGGUGUUUAUGCUUGCGACGGCUGUUCUGGGUUUUUUAAACGAAGUAUUAGAAGAAAUCGGACCUAUGUCUGCAAAUCUGGUAAUCAGGGAGGCUGCCCUGUGGAUAAGACUCACAGAAAUCAAUGCAGAGCCUGCCGAUUGAAAAAGUGUCUGGAAGCUAACAUGAACAAAGACGCUGUGCAACAUGAAAGGGGUCCCAGGACGUCAACUAUACGAAAGCAAGUGGCACUGUACUUCAGAGGACACAAGGAGGUCAGUGGCGCGACGUCUCACUUUUCAUCCAACGCUAUACCUGGCCAAGCUUUCUUCACGGCAGUCACCCAGAUAGAACCACACAACCUGGAGCUUGCUACUGUUUCCAGCACCCCAGAACGGCAGACCAUCGUAGGACUGGCACAACCCACCCCUAAGUAUCCACAUGAAGUGAGCGCCGCACCAAUGUAUCUGUAUGAAGUAGCCACGGAAUCAGUGUGCGAGUCAGCGGCAAGACUAUUGUUCAUGAGCAUCAAAUGGGCAAAAAGUGUACCAGCAUUUUCUACUCUGCCUUUACAAGAUCAAUUAAUUCUUUUGGAAGAGGCCUGGAGAGAGCUGUUUGUUCUCGGAAUUGCACAGUGGGCUAUCCCGAUUGAUUCCAACACUCUACUGGCGGUUUCUGGCAUGAGCACAGAGAACACGGACUCUCAGAGAUUAAACAAAAUUAUUACAGAAAUCCAAGCCCUGCAAGAGGUAGUUGGCAGAUUCAGACAACUUCGACUGGACGCCACAGAAUUCGCUUGCCUCAAGUGUAUUGUCACGUUCAAAGCUGUGCCCACCCACACCGGUUCAGAGCUACGGACCUUUCGCAAUGCGUCGGCUGUUGCCUCACUGCAGGAUGAAGCACAGCUGACCUUGAACAGCUAUAUACACACACGGUAUCCAACACAGCCUUGUCGGUUUGGAAAACUGCUGUUACUUCUGCCAGCUUUAAGAUCAGUAAGCCCCUCCACCAUUGAAGAGGUCUUCUUUAAGAAAACGAUAGGAAACGUACCAAUCACGAGGCUGCUUUCUGACAUGUACAAAUCCAGCGAUAUUUGAACAUGAAUGGUUAGUGUUUCAUAUGUCAACAGAGACGUGUGUCCCCAAAUCAGAGGAAAAAAUAAAUGUAUCUUUCUGACAGACUUUUUGCUGUUGACGAUAUUAACAGUAAUUUAUUCAACAACAUGAAAUGUUUUGCUUGGAGAUGAGAGAAAUUACAUUCACCAUUUGUUCUGAAUUUUUGAGCGAACAGAUCUGUUAGUUGAAUCAAUCGAAGUUCCGGUCUGGGUUUUUUUUUUCAGCCAAACUGAAGCAGAAAGUUGGGAAGGACUGUCUGGUAACAGUAUGCAGACGUGCAGAACCAUUUAACUUAGAAUAGUGAAUGGUUUUCAGACACGUGUAACGUUUUUUUGAAGGAAGACGCUUUCAUUUUCAGAACAUUGCAAAACCUGAUUGUAAAUGUAUUGCGUUGAUCUAUAUUGUGUGACACAACAGUAAGGUUUGUGAUAUACCUGAAUAUUAAAGAUACAAUUCAUUCUGAAUUCGAAGAGAGGUAUACUGUAGUUAGUUUUAUAUGUUUUGUUGUGUGUGUGUGUAUGUGUGUGUGGGUGUGUGUGGGUGUGUGUGUGUGUGUGACUUACUCCUGUUUGCUAUAUGGAAAAUUAACUCGCAUCUCAAAGGCAGACAAGCUUUACAAUCAGCGUGUAUUUUCAGUGUAUAAUAUACAGCAAAAGAAACCAAAUAAAGUAGAACAUGUUUGCUCCAGUCAGCUAGUCGCUGUCCUUGACACAGUGCUGAAACCAAAGGCAAUACUUUUGGAGAACGCUGAGGUGUGUGGAAAGGGCGUGCUGUGCCAAAUACAUGGCAUGGUUCAUGCCGGGACUGUUUCUGAGGAUUGGACAGAAGACACAGCUAUGAUAUUCUUUUUGCCUUCAGUCAGUACUUUGACAAGUUUAAUGAUGUAAAAGCAGCUGCAGGCAAAAUAUUGCUUUUUAUUUAAAAAAAAAAAAGUUUUUUGCGCUGAUGUGGCAGCCUGAACAUUGUUGUAUUGUAAGUACUGUAGACACUAGCACUGAGAAAUUCAGCACUUAGACUUUGAUAGAAUGUUAAAUUGUUUUGAUGUACAAAAAGUGAAGUAUUAACUGACUUGUGAAAUAAGUACUGUUGUAUAUGAUUAGAAUAAAUAAUAUUGA
Molecule: messenger RNA, 2794 nt
Organism: Acipenser ruthenus (sterlet)
Lineage: Eukaryota; Metazoa; Chordata; Actinopteri; Acipenseriformes; Acipenseridae
Product: nuclear receptor subfamily 2 group E member 1
Exons: 9
Coding region: 504-1661 (385 amino acids)
Biological process (GO): negative regulation of transcription by RNA polymerase II; anatomical structure development; cell differentiation
Molecular function (GO): nuclear receptor activity; RNA polymerase II cis-regulatory region sequence-specific DNA binding; zinc ion binding
Source: RefSeq, a predicted model, not a curated record